AAGUAAAAUAACAUAAAUGAUUUUUUUGAAAAAAAUGUUGUGAAAAAGGUUUGUUACUAAAGAUUGAUUCGCUAACUCGAAAUCUCACCCCUUAAGGGGAUACAGGACUCUUUCGGUGUGUGUGUGUGUGUGUGUAUGUUUAACAAAAAGCCCAACACUUCGGCAAUUGACACACGGAAAUUUGACGUUUGAUUGCUUCCUGCUUCUCGUUGCCGAAAUAGAAUGAAAUAACAAAUGGAUCCAGAUUAAUCAGAUUGAGCAGCUCCGGGAAACUGUUAAAACUCAAGGCAGUGGCGGAUAGAUCAUCAUUCUGAAGAUCCCUCUCCCUCUCUCUCUGAAAAACGAAAGUGUCCGGGUGGGAGUGAAGAAUCUCCUCCACAGAAAGCCGCUCUAACAAGUAAGGACUGUCAAGCGUGUAAGGAAAUUCCAGACACCUGCAAUGUUUCCCACUGCCGGACCAGCGUUACCAGAUCUGUUUUGGUAAUAAGGACCGCUACCCGCGAUUGCCUCUGAAAACCGGGUGUUAUUUAGCACGGACUGUAUCUCCAAGCAUGGUAGUCUUCAGUGGAUCUCUGAAAGUGAAGAUCGGAGAGGCUGUGGAUCUGAAACCGACCCGAUGCGCCCUAAGGCAUUCCAUAUCCAGCAAAAGUUACCAGUUACUGGAUCCAUAUGUGAUGGUGAAAGUAGAUAACAGGAGGGUCGGUCAGACUGUUACUAAACAGAAAACCAGCCAGCCCACUUUUAACGAGGACUUCAGCACCCAGAUCUGGAGAAGCAGUGAAAUCGAACUGACCGUUUUCCACGACACCCCUAUCGGGUACGAUGACUUCGUGGCUAAUUGCACCUUGCAAUUCGAGGAAUUACUGAAAAAUGGCACAAAAACCUUUGAAGGCUGGGUUGAUUUGGAGCCUGAGGGUAAGCUUUACAUCCUGAUAGACAUGAAGGAAGUGACUUCUGAAGAUCCCGAAGAACAAGUGAAAAGCAAUUCAAAUGAAAGAGCGUUCAAGGAGCGCAUAUUUUCUAGGAAACGCCAAGGUGCGAUGCGGCGAAAGAUUCACCAAGUCAACAAUCAUAAGUUCAUGGCCACAUAUCUGCGACAGCCCACGUACUGCUCCCAUUGCAGGGAAUUCAUAUGGGGAAUUUUUGGAAAGCAGGGAUACCAGUGUCAAGUGUGUACGUGUGUGGUCCACAAACGCUGUCACCAGUUAAUUGUCACAGCAUGUCCUAGAAUAAAGAAGGACAAGAAAGAGGAGGUAUGUGAACAAAGAUUCAGCAUCAAUGUACGUCACCAAUUCAGCAUCCACAACUACAAGGUGCCAACUUUCUGUGAUCAUUGUGGCUCUCUUCUCUAUGGGUUGUUGAGGCAAGGAAAGCAGUGUAAAGUUUGCAAAAUGAACAUUCACAUUCGCUGUGAGAACAAUGUUGCCCCGAGCUGCGGAGUAAACUCUGUGGAACUGGCGAGGAAACUGGCAGAGAUGGGACUCAGUGCAGGAGGCAUAUCCACGUUAAAGAGGAGGCAGACGAGGCAAAGUCAUAAGAACCACAAAGAAAACGAGGCCCUGGGUGAUACAGCAGACAGCAGUAACAGUAACAGCCAGCGAGUACAACGCAAACUGGGCAUCGACGAUUUCACCUUCCUCAGUGUUCUAGGGAAAGGCAGCUUUGGGAAGGUGAUGCUGGCUGAGUUAAAAGGCACUGAAGAUGUUUAUGCUGUGAAAAUAUUGAAGAAAGACAUGAUUCUCCAAGAUGACGAUGUGGAGUGUACAAUGACUGAGAAACGGAUCCUGUCACUGGCCAGAAACCACCCGUACCUCACACAGAUCUUCUGUUGCUUCCAAACGACGGAUCGGAUGUUUUUUGUGAUGGAGUAUGUAAACGGGGGAGACUUAAUGUUCCAAAUUCAACAAGUGCGGAAAUUCGAUGAGGUGCGUGCACAGUUCUACGCUGCAGAAAUUACAUCGGCGCUGAUCUUUCUACACAGCAAGAGAGUUAUAUAUAGAGAUUUGAAACUGGAUAAUGUUCUCUUAGAUUCGGAGGGACAUUGCAAACUGGCUGACUUUGGAAUGUGCAAAGAGGGAAUCUAUAAUAAUUACACAACUGGGACCUUCUGUGGUACACCUGACUACAUUGCACCAGAGAUUUUGCAGGAAUUGCAGUAUGGUUCCUCCGUGGACUGGUGGGCACUCGGUGUCCUGUUGUACGAGAUGCUGUGCGGUCAGCCACCGUUUGAAGCUGAGAAUGAAGACGAUCUGUUUGAAUCAAUCCUGAAUGAUGAAGUCCUUUAUCCUGUGUGGCUCAGUGACCGUGCAACCGCCAUCCUGAAAGCAUUCAUGAUAAAAAAUCCUAACAAACGUCUGGGCUGUGUCACAGGACAAGGUGGGGAGCAGGCCAUUCUCAACCAUUCCUUCUUCCAAGGAAUUGAUUGGGAUUUGCUGGAACAGCGAAGAGUCAAGCCGCCUUUCAAACCCAGGAUUAAAACAAGCAGGGAUGUAAAUAACUUUGAUCGAGACUUCACCACAGAGAAGCCUGUGCUGACGCCGAUUGAUGAAACCCUGGUCCGUAUGAUCAAUCAGGAUGAAUUUAAGGGAUUCUCAUUUGUUGCCGAAGAAGUGUGUACUUGAAAUAUGAAUUCCAAUUCAUUAGUGAGAAGACAAUUUCUUAACUCUGACAAGUCCCUGCACCACAAACCCCACCUCAAGCAAGCGGAAUUGUUAUUGCAUCUUGAUGGCACAGGAAGUUUAUUCAGACAUGAUCAUUAUUUAAAGUUGCUGAAAUAGAACUGGCAUGCAAUUUAUAUUGAAUUUUUGUGUUGUGUAACUUUGUGAAACUGCCUUUGUGUUGUUGUCCAUUAUCUUUCCACCAACAUGCUAUCUGAAUGCCAGGACUGUUGUUGCCAUGAAGCAGUCUUUUACAAAUAAGUAUUGUCACAGUAAACCAUUAUUAAAUUAUGCAUCUAUCAUUUGAACUCAGCUGUUAGGCAUUUAAUUAGCUGCAUAUCUAUUAGCAAAAACUGAAAUUUGCUAUGAGCAGGCAAUUCUACACUUCCAUAAACUAUAAUUGACUCUUUUCAGUAGAAAUCUGUCUUCAGGGACCCACUUAUUUGUUUAUGGCGGGAUGGAAUAGCCUGCAUGUUGUUUGACCUUGUACUUUGCUGACUGCUUGAAGAAGCCUUCUUAACGUUUUGAUGCACUAUGGAGAAACAUGUGGAAUAGAGAGUGUGCACUGUCUUGUGUAUAUAAGUUAUAGCUGUUGGCAAAUAAAUGUUAAGAAAAUGCUUAUUUUGUAUUUUUAAAAACCCUCAAAGAUUAAAAUCAACCAGUUUUUGGAGUUGCACGAUACAUGAAAUGAUGUGGCAUGAGCAACAAUGAAUUGAUUAUGGGUAGAUUUUUGUAAACUUGUGCAUGGGGGCAGGUACAAAGGAGAUUUCCUGCGUGUGCUGAUUAUCCAGUACCAUCAAUGACUUAUUGCUGUUGUCCUGUUCAAUUGUACAGUGUUGUGUCUCAUUAAAAUUGACCAGUUUUUUUUUUAAA
This is a messenger RNA of Carcharodon carcharias (great white shark), 3530 nucleotides long. RefSeq names its product protein kinase C, eta, a (gene prkcha). The transcript is spliced from 15 exons. Gene Ontology annotation, biological process: protein phosphorylation. Bases 552 to 2621 code for a protein of 689 amino acids. The record is from RefSeq and is a predicted model, not a curated record. Gene Ontology annotation, molecular function: diacylglycerol-dependent serine/threonine kinase activity; ATP binding. NCBI's taxonomy places the organism in Eukaryota, Metazoa, Chordata, Chondrichthyes, Lamniformes, Lamnidae.